Molecule: messenger RNA, 888 nt
Organism: Penicillium griseofulvum
Lineage: Eukaryota; Fungi; Ascomycota; Eurotiomycetes; Eurotiales; Aspergillaceae
Product: Aminoglycoside phosphotransferase
Exons: 1
Coding region: 1-888 (295 amino acids)
Source: RefSeq, a predicted model, not a curated record
AUGUCAUCAUCGGAAGUCGCCUGCCCCGCAUGCAAAUGGACCCCAGAUCAGCAAAGACGCUGCAACUACGACAGUAGCGUGCGCCUCUUCUACGGAGCCAGCACUCGGGGUUACUGGUCCCUCGGCACAAAAUUUAUUCUCAAGGAGCGCGAGAAAGAUCCCCGUAGCUAUGAGGUCAUCAACACCCACUUCAUCAAAGAGAAUACCACCAUCCCCAUUCACAACACCGUGCAAGAGUGGACCGAGGGCAAGAAAUAUUUCCAGAUCGUCGAGCGGGUGCCUGGGGUACCGUUAGAGGAGAUCUGGUCGUCAAUCCCCCAACCCGACCGGGAGAAACUCGCUCAUCAGACUUCGGAGUAUCUGGGGCAGCUCCGCUCGCUCCACUCCGCGAAGAUGGAAAGUCUCCACGGGCAGCCGGUCUAUUCUGCUUUUCUCUUUCCGGGUCAGGGGUACGGGGGUAAACAUGGCCCGAUAAGCACGGCUGAGGAGCUAUGGGAGGAAAUGGCGGAAUCUUUGAGUGACAAAGUACCGGAAGUUGUUAAAACGCGGCUCCGGGAUACGAUGCCUUCUCCGUAUCCGUGGACCUUUACCCACGGGGAUUUGACUAGUUGCAAUAUCAUCGUGGACCCGACCAGUUUUGGAUUGAGUGCUCUGAUUGACUGGGAGCGUUCGGGCUAUUUCCCUGUGUGGUGGGAAUUUACGGGGGCGGGAAUCGGGUUCGGCGAGGAAGACUUAGAGUGGAAACGUCUGCUACUAGGAAACAUGGCCAAUCAUGAGGAGGCUCGUACGUGGUUUAAGGAAUUCUGGUCAUUCACUAGGUCGAUUGAUUCAGAGAUCAGAUUGAAGGUGCUGAAGGAAUGUGGUAUUGAGGAGGAUAUAGAGAUCUAG